UCACUGGAGAGCAUCUUUGAGCCCAGCGGCGGGCUGGAGUGCAGGGUGAGGAGGACUCCGGGCGUGUUGGGGUAGUCCCAGGGACCCGGAGCCCGCCGGGGCGCUCGGGCGGAGCAGGGCAGAACAGCUACCGGCUGCUGCAGGCCCCGCCCGCCUUGCGCGGCGCUGGCCCGCUGAACGACUGUCCCUGGGCUCAGCUGACCGUGUCCCCAGCGCUAGACCGGCGCGGACUCCGCUACACACCUGGCUCUCCCAGCGGUCCAGAUCCGGAAGUGUGCUCAGGACCCGGAAGCCCAGGAUGCUGCUGCCCAAUGCCACAGCUAUGACGUCCUUGCUGAUCACGCUGGGGCAGAAGAUGGCCCCACAGGACAGCAGCACAUCCAGCCCAGCCCACAGGUCGCCGCCCAGUGACGACGGCGAGAUGGAGGCGCUCUACAUCCUCAUGGUGCUGGGCUUCUUCGGCUUCUUCACUCUGGGCAUUAUGCUCAGCUACAUCCGCUCCAGAAAGCUGGAGCACUCCCACGAUCCCUUCAAUGUAUACAUCCAGUCCAAUGACUGGCAGGAGAAGGACAAGGCGUACGUCCAGGCCCGGGUCCUGGAGAGCUACAGGGCAUGCUACGUCCUUGAAAAUCAUCUGGCAGUGGAACACCCCAAUUCACACCUGCCUGAGCUGCAGCCUGCAUCCUGAACCCCAUGGUGCCCAGCUAUGCCUAGGCAAGCCCCCACCUGACUGUCUGACCUUUCUAAUCAUGUGCCUGUGGUGGCAGAUUCAUCCUGUGCUUGUCAGCGGUGAGGGCCGAAUCAAUGACACUGCUCUCCUCAAAUCGCAUUCCUUCUGCUAAAGAUGUCCCCCAUUGCUGUCCCUUUCUUGGUCAGUGGACUAGAGUACCCAAGAACACAAGCUCCAUUUUCCAUACCUUGUGACAGACAGCAAGGCUGUGUGAUGGGGCCCUCACCAGCAAAAGUGGGAAUGAUGAGGGUCCCCCGUCCCUGUUCCUGGCAGCAGGGACGUGGAUGAAGUGGCAAACACGUAUGAUUCUGGAAGAAAACUCCAUGUUCCCCAAUGGCAGGACAACAGGAGUCCAAGAAGAAGGUGAUGGCCAGGGCCAAGUUAGACUCCAUAACACAGUGCGACUAACUCCACCUGUCCUUAAGUCAUUGCUGUUUUUGCCUUUAUUAAAGGCACAAAAUUGUCCUGCUAACUAAUAGACCUGACUUGUGGGACUUAACCCAAAGGCGGGCUUGUUCCAGUGUUUCACAAGCACAGCAAUGUUUUGGGCCUUGUCGCUUCUUGUUGGGCUACUGUGAGCCUAUCCAC
Messenger RNA from Ochotona princeps (American pika), 1318 nucleotides. It is a transcript of the gene KCNE1, whose product is annotated as potassium voltage-gated channel subfamily E regulatory subunit 1. Gene Ontology annotation, cellular component: membrane. The record is from RefSeq and is a predicted model, not a curated record. The transcript is spliced from 2 exons. Gene Ontology annotation, molecular function: potassium channel regulator activity; transmembrane transporter binding; voltage-gated potassium channel activity involved in ventricular cardiac muscle cell action potential repolarization. NCBI's taxonomy places the organism in Eukaryota, Metazoa, Chordata, Mammalia, Lagomorpha, Ochotonidae. Bases 299 to 688 code for a protein of 129 amino acids. Gene Ontology annotation, biological process: membrane repolarization during action potential; regulation of heart rate by cardiac conduction; regulation of ventricular cardiac muscle cell membrane repolarization.